CAUCAUGUCAUCUGUCACAGAGAGCUACUGGAGUGAUAAAUGCGUUUAGCUGUGCAAGGUUUGCAAAAUUGAACACAAAAGCUGCAAAGAGAAAUGGAAAGCUUAUUGAAAAAAGAAUUGAAUACCUCAGCUCUGAAGGCAACGGGACGUGGAGGGGGAGGUUGCAUUAGCGAAGGACAGAGUUAUGAUACUGACAUCGGAAGAGUGUUUGUUAAAGUUAAUCACAAGAGUGAGGCAAGGAAAAUGUUUGACGGUGAAAAGGCAAGUCUGGAAGCCAUCCUGCAAACCAACACUAUAAAUGCACCAAAGCCAGUUAAAGUAAUUGAUCUCCCACCUGGUGGGGGCGCAGUGUUUGUUAUGGAGCACUUGGAUAUGAGAAGCAUAAACAGACAUUCAGCAAUGCUUGGGGAGCAGCUAGCGGACCUGCACCUUCACAAUCAGAAGCUGAAAGAGAAGUUGGACAAGGGAGAACAGACUGUCGGGAAGGGCUCCGGACAGUCAGAGGUCCAAUAUGUGGAUAAGUUUGGCUUUCAUAUAGCAACCUGCUGUGGAUAUAUUCCACAGUUGCUGUUGCUUGUUCUCCAGGUGAAUGACUGGCAGAGCGACUGGGUUUCAUUUUACACUCGGCAGAGACUGCAGUACCAGCUGAAUAUGGUAGAGAAGGAGUAUGGUGACCGAGAAGCGAGAGAGCUGUGGGCCAAGCUCCAGCUGAAGAUUCCAGACCUGUUCCGCGAUGUGGAAAUCAUUCCAGCCUUGCUCCACGGUGAUCUCUGGGGAGGUAACGUUGCAGAGAAUGAGGCUGGGCCUCUCAUUUUUGACCCAGCAUCCUACUACGGGCACUCCGAGUUCGAGCUGGCCAUCGCAGGGAUGUUCGGAGGAUUCGUCGGGUCCUUCUACUCUGCGUAUCACCAGAAGAUCCCCAAAACGCCUGGCUUUGAGAAGCGGCUGAAGCUGUAUCAGCUGUUCCACUACUUAAACCACUGGAACCAUUUUGGAACAGGGUACAGGGGUUCUUCCCUUAAUAUCAUGAGGAACCUCGUCAAAUAACUGCAUUGAGACUGAAGUGUACAGGUGUACCUGUUAGUAUAACCCAUUCCAGCAUGACCACAAAGUAACGUGACACUUGUUUGUUUGCAGUAGGUAACAGUAACUGGCUGUUGGUUUGUUUUAGUUUUGACAGGAGUUAUGGUUCUAUUCAUUUAUAUUGUGCAUGUUCUAUUAAAUGUUUCAAAUUACUGAAUAUAAUUUGUCAGAGCGGCCAUUCAUAAAUGACAGUGGCCCCAUUUAAGUACUAUGGAAAACCAUUAUCCUGCCUUUCAGUGGUUAUGGGGAAAAGGUUUUAUGACGAUAUUACAUUGUGAUCACACAUGAGAUUUAAAUUAUACCUAUGUUAUAACUACAUGUUCAGUAAAGUGCAAUUGUUGUGCUUUAAAAUAUGCUUAUAGUUACACAGUAUAACCUAACAGCACUAUGGAAUCACCCGUCAUUAACACUGGGCUAGAUAUACUGUACUGUCGGUAUUACAGUAGUAUGCAAACUAUGGUCCACUUGACUGCAUACCUCUGAUUUGCCAUUGCAAAGCAACCCCAAUCAGAAACCCUAUGAAAAAGAAUUGGACAUCAUAACAGGAUCUUGAGCCUUUCCAGUUGUUUUAGGAAUCCUGCAGAACAAUGUGGGAUCCAAAAGGAUAAUUGAAAUCUCAUAGGAUCUUGGGACAUAAUUGAAAUCUUAGUUUUUUUUUUUGAAUAUGACAAAAGGGACCAUUCUUAAAGUAGGAUAUCUGUGCAAGACCGUAAUGUUUUGUGCAUUAAGACCAGAUCUGCACACAGAGGCUAUAUGUAGUGAAGGUACAGCCUGUUUUGCGAUAGAGUAUGUAUGGGGUCGUUUACCAUUUAACCCUGUUUCAUUGUAAAUGGCUUGCUGUGACUGGUCUGGUUAGAUGUUUGCAAUACAAACAUGGCUAAAUAAGUGAAUUCUACAGCACCUACUAAAACAAGACUGUGAGUUACUUACUUGCUGUACCAGGUGUAAUUCGUGCUGCAAUUAGUUUUAAAAAAGAAAUGUAAAGCCUAAUGCACCUUUUGCUUACUAGUACGUGUUUGCUUCCUUUACCGUGACAUGAAGAAACUGUACAGCGAGGGCAGCUCCCUCUGCUGGUUAAAGCGAUUAAUGUACAAUGAGGCAGGUGUAAUAAAAAAGGUCCCUUUAUUCAAGGGAUUAGAAUAAGAUACUCUUUGACGGCACUUACAAUACUUCUGUGUAUGUGAGAAAGGGCUUAUUUCACAGCAGCACUUAGAAAGUAUUACAUUUUCUGUGAUUAGCGCUUGCAAAAUACACGAUAUCAGUGAUAUGUGGUGCAAUGGCAUAGCAAAUAAAAUGCAAAGAAUUA
Molecule: messenger RNA, 2389 nt
Organism: Polyodon spathula (Mississippi paddlefish)
Lineage: Eukaryota; Metazoa; Chordata; Actinopteri; Acipenseriformes; Polyodontidae
Product: fructosamine 3 kinase related protein
Exons: 6
Coding region: 94-1047 (317 amino acids)
Source: RefSeq, a predicted model, not a curated record